Alosa sapidissima (American shad) is the source of this 702-nucleotide messenger RNA. RefSeq names its product protein FAM167A-like. Lineage: Eukaryota; Metazoa; Chordata; Actinopteri; Clupeiformes; Clupeidae. The transcript is spliced from 2 exons. The coding region runs from base 70 to 702 and encodes 210 amino acids. The record is from RefSeq and is a predicted model, not a curated record.
UAUGAUACAUCAGAUGUCAGAUACAUACCACCAGUGUUUGACAUGUUAAUGUAUCUCUGAUCAAGGGUCAUGGAUAUGGAACGAAUCCCAAACAUUAUGGUGGAAGAUUCCCAAAAAGAGAAGGUGGGCCUCAGCCAGGACGACCACCUGUUAAGUCUGAAGGCCCUGACGGAGAAGCUGCAGCUGGACACCAGAAGGCCGUCUUACCUGGAGUGGAGGGCCCAGUUGGAGGCCCCCGCUCCGAAGGCCCAGAGAGGGAAAGAGGAAUGCGUGGCUGUCACCCAGGGGAAAGACACAUGUGCUCCAGGAUCUCUGAAGCAGCAGGGACCCAGGGACACAGGGCCUGGCCUGGGGUCAGAUGGAGACUGCAUACCCUUCACAAGUCUCAGGGAGUUCGGCAACAUAGACGAGGCCCUGGUCUGGCUGAGGAGAGAGCUGACAGAAAUGCGAGUACAAGACCAGCAGCUUGCCCGGCAACUGAUGCGCCUGCGCAGUGACAUUAACAAGCUGAAGAUCGAGCAGACCUGUCACCUCCACCGCAAGAUGCUGAACGACGCCACCUUUGGGCUGGAGGAGCGCGAUGAGCUGUCAGACCUGCUCUGCGACUCUCCCAUCACACCUGGAUUUGGGCUAUCUGCCCCGCUGAAGCUCAUUGGGGUCACCAAGAUGAACAUCAAUGCCCGGCGCUUCUCCCUGUGUUAG